Betta splendens (Siamese fighting fish) is the source of this 1118-nucleotide messenger RNA. RefSeq lists its product as uncharacterized. NCBI's taxonomy places the organism in Eukaryota, Metazoa, Chordata, Actinopteri, Anabantiformes, Osphronemidae. Bases 116 to 883 code for a protein of 255 amino acids. The transcript is spliced from 5 exons. The record is from RefSeq and is a predicted model, not a curated record.
GUGCGCGCGUGUGUGUGCGUGCGUGUGUGUGUGUGUGUGUGUAUAUAUACUGGGGCAGCUCAGAGGCAAUUAACCACCCAGGAAACCGUGUCUGGAGCUCUACAACUGCCUCAACAUGAGGAGCUUGAUUUAUUUUCUGGCUCUCGUCAGCUCAGCUGGAGCCCUUGUGUGUCAGUCCUGCUCAGAUGCUCAGUGUUCAAACACAGCACCAGUGACUUGUUCCUCAGAGACCAUGUGUCUGGCAGCUUCUGCAGAAAUCAAUGAAGAGGGCAACAUUAGACAGCUGACCUACAAGGCAUGUGCAUCAUCCUCUCUGUGUCCAGCAACUGGCAGCCAGACAUUUUCAGUCAACUUGGCUUUAUCAAAAGCAGUUUUAGCUGUUGGUUGCUGUGACACUGACAACUGCAACUCUCUAACUCCGCCUAUCCCUGCUGCUCAGUCGCUCAACAGCCUGUCAUGUAAAUACCGCGACCCUUCCCUUCCUGCUACUGGCGUCACUCAGUGUAGGGGAAUAGAAGACAGAUGCUUUCAAGUGAAGGGGACGACUGGGUCCAGCGUAGAUCAAGCUUCCGGCUGUGCAUCCAACAACCUGUGUGCUGCUGCUGCCAGUCUGGCUGCUCUGCCAAUACUACAGAGUUUCCCUUAUUUGAGGAAUCAGAUAAGUUGUUGUCAGAGCAAUUUAUGUACUGACCUUACAACAACCACCACUACACCACCACCACCACCAAAAACCACUACUACACCACCACCACCACCACCAAGAACCACCACUAGACCACCAUCACACCACCACCAGCACCACCAAGAACCACCACUACACCACCACCAGCCCCACCAAGAACCACCACUAGACCACCACCACCACCAAAAAAAGCAUAACUAACAUCACAAAAAGCACCAAUAAACAUUUAAUGAAAGUUUAUUUACACAUUUAAGUGUGAUUGGAGUUGAAACUGUUUGAAUUACUUUACAGUGCUGCUAGUAUUGAUUGUACAGUAACUGGUGUUUGUGCAGCAUUGCAUAUACCUUUUGGUAAAUGUCAUGUGGUCAAACAUUGUACUAAAUGUGUAGUUCACAUACAAAUACAAAUACUAUUAAAAUAAAGUUAUGAUCUUUGA